GCUGAAUUCGAAUCACAAACCAAAUCAAAUCAAUUCAAAGAACGAGCUGUCGACUCUCCAAUCCAGUUCUUCAAUAAAAUCUCUCUCUCUUCUUCUGCAUCUAUAGCAUAAAAGUCUGUAAAUAUUGAUGUGUGUAUAUACAUAAUUCAAAUUCAAUCCCCAUCGAUCGAUUUGUGAAUGGAAGCGAUUAGAAAACAAGCCUCUAGACUCAGAGAACAGGUCGCUCGUCAACAGCAGGCCGUUCUGAAGCAGUUUGGGGCAGGGGGAUAUGGAGGUUCUGACAAUGUUUUGAAUAAUAAUGGCGAGUUCCAGAAGCAUCAGAAACUUGAGAAGCUUUACAUAUCCACUCGUGCUGCCAAGCAUUUCCAACGGGACAUUGUUCGUGGUGUUGAAGGUUAUAUAGUUACCGGGUCCAAACAAGUUGAGAUAGGAACUAAGUUAUCAGAAGAUAGCAGGAAAUAUGGUGUUGAUAAUACGUGUACUAGUGGUCAUACCUUAUCCAAAGCUGCCACCAGUUUUGCACGAGCUCGUGCUCAAAUGGAGAAGGAACAUGGAAAUCUUUUAAAAGCCUUUGGCACACAGGUUGCAGAACCAUUAAGAUCGAUGGUAAUGGGAGCUCCUUUGGAAGAUGCUCGUCAUCUUGCUCAACGAUAUGAUAGAAUGCGACAAGAGGCUGAAGCUCAGGCUGUUGAAGUUUCCCGGAAACAAGCAAAACUAAGAGAAGGAACUGGCACACCUGAAAUGGCUUUGAAACUAGAAGCAUCUGAAGCUAAAUUGCAAGAUCUGAUGUCCAAUGUUGCUACAUUAGGGAAAGAGGCUGCAGCAGCUAUGGCUGCUGUAGAAGCUCAACAACAAAGGUUGACACUGCAACGAUUAAUAACCAUGGUUGAAGCAGAAUGCGCAUACCAUCAGCAAGUUCUUCAAAUACUCGAUCAGCUGGAAGGCGAAAUGAUGUCAGAGCGCCAAAGAAUUGAAGCAGCUCCUGCCCCAAGCUUGGACAAUAUGCCUCAACCUCCAUCCUAUGAAGAAGUAAAUGACAUAUCUACUACACCAGUGCAAAAUGGGUCAACCAAUGGCAUGGGUUACUUUCUUGGCGAAGUCAUGUACACAUAUCAAGCUGAAUCUAGCGUGGAGCUUAAUUUGUCAGUUGGAAAUUAUGUCGUCGUUCGGAAGGUCUCAAACAAUGGUUGGGCUGAAGGUGAAAGCAAAGGCAAGGCCGGCUGGUUUCCAUUUGGAUACAUUGAAAGACGGGAGCGUGUUCUUGCAAGCAAGGUAGCCGAAGUUUUCUAAACUGUUGUGCUAAUUUUGUUUGCAGUUCUGUAUCCCAUGACACACACACACACACACACACACACACACAUUGUUGUCCAGUACAUCCCACUUGUCCGCACCUGUUGUGUUACAUAUUAAUAACUAUCUACCGUUGGUUCUUAACAAUUGCUGAAUAGCCUGUUAUUGUGUUUUUGUGCAAUUUUGGUUAUUAAAGGUUUUAUCUUAUGUGGAGA
This is a messenger RNA of Olea europaea var. sylvestris, 1505 nucleotides long. Its product is annotated as SH3 domain-containing protein 2-like. The record is from RefSeq and is a predicted model, not a curated record. The coding region runs from base 178 to 1290 and encodes 370 amino acids. The transcript has 10 exons. NCBI's taxonomy places the organism in Eukaryota, Viridiplantae, Streptophyta, Magnoliopsida, Lamiales, Oleaceae. Gene Ontology annotation, molecular function: protein binding.